Cuscuta epithymum is the source of this 1763-nucleotide messenger RNA. Lineage: Eukaryota; Viridiplantae; Streptophyta; Magnoliopsida; Solanales; Convolvulaceae. The record is from the annotation of a GenBank genome assembly.
CUGCGCGCAAGGCACUCUGCCGUGCAGCAGAGGAUCCCAAUCCCAGCCCAUAGGAAGGUAGGAUGACAAUUGGCAAGUGCCCCAAUCCCUCCAGAUUAAGGAAAUAGCGGCAACACUAAUCCCCACCGUCCAUUCUGCUGGUCCGAACCGUUUAGGCUAAAUCAGCGAUUCCCAUUGGUAUAAUAUAAACCCAAUCUCUUCGCUUCUCAAUUACGCAUUUAAUCACACACCAUUCGCAACCCGCAAAACCUACGGAUACAGAUAUAGAAGAAACAAACAUGGCGGCAACAGUGAGCCCUUGGGCAAAGCCUGGCGAUUGGGCUUUAGAUUCCGAGGAGAACGAUGCAGAGCUUCUUCGUCAGGCAAAGCAGGAUUUGAUCAACAAAGCAGGAAACGAUUCGGCUCUCUCGGACUUCCCUUCCCUGUCAACUGCUGCCGCCACCAAGACCAAGAAGAAGAAGCCCCAGACCCUUUCCUUGCAGGAGUUUUCCGCUUACGGAUCCGGCAAACAAACCCAAUCCGUCGGCCUUACCCACGAGGAGAUCAAGGCUCUUCCCACCGGUCCUCGCGAGCGGACUGCCGAGGAACUCGACCGGUCCAGGCUCGGCGGCGGUUUCAGAUCGUACGGAUCUUCAUACGACAGGCCUGCUCGCGACGAGCCGCGUAGGCAGAGGGAAUCCGAUCGGGAUUUCGGUCCUUCUCGCGCUGACGAGACUGAUGACUGGGGAGCAGGCAAGAAAUUCACAGCAGGUAACGGUUUCGAGAGAAGGGACAGAGGAGAAAAGGUGGGAUUUUUCUCCGAUUCGCAGUCUAGGGCUGAUGGCUCUGAUAAUUGGGGCGCCAACAAAAGUUUCCUUCCCUCGGAGGGCAGAAGGUUCGACAGGAGAGGCAGUUUCGAAUCUAACGGCGGAGGAAGCGACCACUCAGACAAUUGGGCAAAGAAGAAAGAAGAGGAGGGGUGGAGAUUCAAAUCUGAAGGCGGCGCUUUUGAUAGUUUAAGAGAUAGAAGGCGUGGUGCUAAUGAUAACGAUUCGGAUCACUGGGGAAAGAAAGUGGAGGAAGGGAGCGGAGGGAGUGUGAGGCCUAGGUUGAAUUUGCAGCCGAGGACACUGCCCGUAGCCGAGGGGCAGCAGAAUGGAAAUGCUACUUCAGCAAAACCCAAGGGCGGGUCUAAUCCUUUUGGGGAAGCUAGGCCCAGGGAAGAGGUGUUAAAGGAGAAGGGACAGGACUGGAAGGAGAUUGACCAAAAGCUGGAGUCUUUAAAGGUCAAUGAGGUUGCUGAUUCUUCUUUAUCCAGGAAGAAGAGCUUUGGGAGCAGCAGCGGACGUUCCUACUCUCCUGAGGGAAGAAUUGAGAAGAGUUGGAGGAGGCCUGAGGUAGUAGAUGAUGCUCGACCUUCCAGUGGCAAUGGAAAUGUGGACAAAUCUGUGGAAGAAGCUGGAGAUGCAGAACAUGAAUGCAGUGAACCUUUCAUAGAGCAGGAGAAUGAGCAACACUAAAAGUUGAGCCUGUCUAUGAUGGAUGUAUUUGGCUACUCUGCAUGGUUUCUGUUUUUCUCUACUUAAUAUACAUACACAUCAUAUUUGCCUUUUAUUUCCUUGUGAUUGGAAGAAUUUGAGUCAAUUUUGGUAGACCUGCGAGUAGAAUCAUUAUUUCAUGGCUAUAUUGCUUGUUUCUGGUUGGUAUGAGGUCGAUUGAUACAUUUAUAUCAUGGAUUCAUAGACUGUUAAGCUCUGUGCUAAGCUUUUUUUUUUUUCCAAAAA